AUUUUAGUUACGAGGAGCCUGACAAGUGCCUGGUUCUCUUCGGCGAUGAUCAGGGAUGUGUGAACAUUCUGGCUUUGACUUCCGUUGGUGAAUUACUGAGAACUUGGAAGAAACUGCCCAAAGUGGACAACGUACCCAACAUUAGCAUUAAUAAUGCUGUGACCUCUCCAGAUGUGAGCUAUGUCCGCUGGAAAGUGCAUGGAGACUGGGUCACCCAGUUGAACUACUAUGACUCCAUCAAAGUCUUCAUUUCAAGCUGCAACCAUGAGCCCACCGCUCUCGUGAUAGGGUGCACUACGGGAGCAUCAUAUGUCAAUCAAAAGAUGAAAGAUAUCCAGGAUGUUUGGGAAAAUUUCAAAGGAAUGAAAGGCCAGACAUUCCUUGGUUUGCCACAAAGGCGAGCAGAAGGUGAUCAUACAGUGUUUCACAUCUACAAAGGAGUUAAAGCAUUUUCAUUCUGUAGAAGAAAGAACUUGCUGCUGACAGGUGGAAUGGAUCGAAUCAUUCGAGUCUGGAAUCCUUAUCUGCCAGGAAAACCAAUUGGGCUGCUGAAAAGUCACACAACUCCAGUGCUGUACAUCCAUGUGUCUGCUGAGGAUAACACAAUAUUCUCCAUGUCCACUGACAACACAGUGAAGAUCUGGGACCUGGACACCCAUGGCUGUUUGUUUUCUGCCUCAGCCAAAGCCAGCGGAAUUACGGGCGAGCUGGCUGCCUGCCUCUACCUCCCCCACCUCAGAACCCUGUGUGUGGCCACCAAGGCCGUGGCGCUCCUGCACCUGAGACUGAGAUGUCCUGUGGAGCCUCAGCUGGUGGUCUCCCACAGAGAGCCUGUGGUGUGCUGCAGGUACAACCCCGUCUUCCGGCAGGUGGUCAGCUGCUCAGAGGCAUCAGUGGUGAAAAUAUGGGACUUUGAAACAGGAAGGUUGUCGUCUGAAUUCAUUGGGGCUCAUGGCAAUUCUGGAAUCACCUGCCUGACCUUUGACUCCAGCGGAAGAAGGCUGGUCACUGGGGGCAGAGACGGCCGCCUGAAAAUAUGGAGCUACAACAACGGGCACUGUCUCCACACUCUGGAACACGAUGAAAAGCAAUGUGAAGUUUGUGAUUGUGUCUACCUGGAGGUGAAUCAAAAUAAGUGUAUCAUAGCUGUUGGAUGGGACCGAAGAAUAAAUGUGUAUUUUGAUGUGCCAUGUGACUUUCAUCACGUCUGGAAGCCGCAGCCACACUGGCAGGAUGACCUGAACCAAGGACAUAAGGAAGACAUCCUCUGUGUGACUCAGUGCCCACCAUUUCUUCUGGCCACUUCCAGUUAUGAUGGGGAGAUCAUCAUUUGGAAUGUCGUCUCUGGCCAUGUGUACUGCAAAUUGAAUACCCCCAGCCCAUCUGAUGGUGCAGAAGAGGGAGAAGGUCCUGACAGGAGCAUUUCCUGCCUUGCCUUCUUAAAGACUCGGGCAGCCAAGUGUGACCGCAGUGCAGCUGCGGCUUCUCUGAUGGCCAAUGGGCCCCAAGGUUCCCUCACCUUCUGGAGACUGUCCAGUGGCACCUGUGCCCUUGCAGACUUCACUCCUUCUAAAAGCAAGGCCCGGGUCAGCAGCAUUGUGGUGACAGCAGGAGACACACUGACUUUCGUGGCUGAUCAGGAUGGAUUUGUGCACGUCUAUGACAUCCAGGAUUACGGCCUGCGGGGUGUGGAACUUCAGCCUCCCAAGAAUGUGACUUUCUGGCGCUCCCAUACCACCACAGUGACCAGUUUGGAGCUGAUAGAGGAGAAGUUUCUGCUGUCCGCCUCCCUGGACCACACUGUCCGCCUGUGGAGCAUGGCUGGGGACUACAUAGGGACCUUCGGGCAGAGUGACCCCUGGGAUAUCUUCACCCCUGAUUCCUGGAGCCAUCCCAGAGUGCCCUCUGAAAUUCUGACAGGAGUUCAGAGCAAGCCUAUUGAGCCAGCACUGGAAGGGCAGGUUUCUGCUGUGUGCACAGGAAAGGAGGAGAGAGGAAAGCCUGAGAAGAUCUCAAACCCUCCAGGAGAUGCCCUGGCCACAGCAGAAGCUGAAAGGAGAGAAGACCCACACCCAUACCGCUGGCCCGCACUGGGCAGUAGCAGGGGCUGUGGGGGCCAGACUGUAGAAGUCCCAGGAACAGGAAAACCUGGGGGCUAUGCAUCCCCCAGUCUCUUCACACCAGACUUGAUUGGAUUCUGCAGGAAGUGUGAUGAAGGCAGGCUGCUGCUGGAACGAAGCCUGCCUUCUCUGGGAUCGCCAGGGCACGCGAUUUACCAGGCCCUUCGCUGCCACGAGCUCGCCUGCGUGUCCACGCUCAAAGAGAAGCCGGAUUUGUCUGUCAUUGGAUCAGAUUUGUUCAAUUUCAACAUUCUGGCACAGGAAAAGGAAAGAAGCGAAAGCACCCUAACAGAGGGCUGA
Molecule: messenger RNA, 2420 nt
Organism: Sorex fumeus (smoky shrew)
Lineage: Eukaryota; Metazoa; Chordata; Mammalia; Eulipotyphla; Soricidae
Product: WD repeat-containing protein on Y chromosome-like
Exons: 23
Coding region: 324-2420 (698 amino acids)
Molecular function (GO): protein binding
Source: RefSeq, a predicted model, not a curated record